UUAAAUCAUGGUUUUAAAGCUUUACAAAGUAGACGCGAGCCCACCGGCCAGGGCUGCAUUGAUGACUAUUGAAGCUGCCAACAUUCCUAAUGUAGAAUUAGUGGAUGUUAAAUUUCAAGAAGGAGAGCAUCUAGAAGAAGAAUACUUAAAGAAAAAUCCGCAACACACUGUGCCGACUUUGGAGGAUGAUGAUUUUUAUAUUUGGGACAGUCACGCAAUAGCUGUAUAUUUGCUAACAAAAUACAGUAAAAACACAACACUUUAUCCAUCGGACCCCAAGCAGCGUGCGAUCAUAGACCAGAGACUGCACUUCGAUAGUGGUAUACUCUUCCCGAAUCUACGUGGAUCUAUCGAACCAGUACUUUAUCGCGGUGAAAAAUCAAUUAAACAAGAAGCAUUGAAUAAAAUUAAAUCUGGGUAUGAAUUCUCUGAAAAAUUCCUAACAAAGCGUUGGAUCGCAGGAGAUGAAUUCACUCUAGCCGACAUUUUCUUCAUGGCCUCUAUCAGAUCAUCGCACGAGAUACUUCCCAUCGACGGUGCAGAGUUUCCCAAACUCACUGCGUGGUUGAAUCGGUGUAAAGAGCUGGAUUAUCACAAGAAAAUAAAUGAGCCAGGAUCGGUACAGCUUGGCAACGUAAUAAGGAGUUUACUUAGUUGA
This is a messenger RNA of Papilio polytes (common Mormon), 658 nucleotides long. RefSeq names its product glutathione S-transferase 1-like. Gene Ontology annotation, biological process: glutathione metabolic process. Gene Ontology annotation, molecular function: glutathione transferase activity. NCBI's taxonomy places the organism in Eukaryota, Metazoa, Arthropoda, Insecta, Lepidoptera, Papilionidae. Bases 8 to 658 code for a protein of 216 amino acids. The record is from RefSeq and is a predicted model, not a curated record. The transcript is spliced from 5 exons.